AUGAGGAAGGCAGACAGAUUCGUCGAUGUCAUAACGCGAGUGGAUGGGGUUAAAUAUGCGGAGUUGGUGCUGGUCAAAGAGCUUGACCGCGAAUCCCGCGCUUUUUUCGCGCUCAAACUCGUGGCGGCAGACGGCGGGAAUCCGGGGAAAAGCGGCGCCACUAAUGUCACCGUCAAAGUGAAGGAUGCUAAUGACAACAGCCCACUGUUUGACCACAGCCAUUACUCUGUGGAUGUGCCAGAGGACACCCCGGUUGAUUCGCUACUGCUGGACUUGAACGCUCUCGAUCCGGACGAAGGUCUCAAUGGACAGGUCAUGUAUGAAUUUGGCAAACAAGUCACAACAGAGAUCAGACAGCUAUUUAAACUGGAUUACAAAACUGGACAUUUGACAUUGCAGAGCCCUGUGGAUUACGAAGACGAGACCACGUAUGAAAUUGACGUGCAAGCCAGCGAUUUAGGUCACAAUCCUGUGCCCUCGAUGUGCAAAAUCAUCAUCAACAUCAGAGAUGUGAACGACAACCCGCCUGAAAUCAUCAUCACGUCCAUCACGUCAGUAACAGAUGGUGUUGCGCAUGUUAGCGAAGCUACAGGUCAAGACAUCCUGGUGGCUUUAAUCGGCAUCAAAGACAAGGACACUGGAGCGAACGGGCAAAGCGUUCACUUUAGCGUCGAUGUCAUAACGCGAGUGGAUGGGGUUAAAUAUGCGGAGUUGGUGCUGGUCAAAGAGCUCGACCGCGAAUCCCGCGCUUUUUUCGCGCUCAAACUCGUGGCGGCAGACGGCGGGAAUCCGGCGAAAAGCGGCGCCACUAAUGUCACCGUCAAAGUGAAGGAUGCUAAUGACAACAGCCCACUGUUUGACCACAGCCAUUACUCUGUGGAUGUGCCAGAGGACACCCCUGUUGAUUCGCUACUGCUGGACUUGAACGCUCUCGAUCCGGACGAAGGUCUCAAUGGACAGGUCAUGUAUGAAUUUGGCAAACAAGUCACAACAGAGAUCAGACAGCUAUUUAAACUGGAUUACAAAACUGGACAUUUGACUUUGCAGAGCCCUGUGGAUUACGAAGACGAGACCACGUAUGAAAUUGACGUGCAAGCCAGCGAUUUAGGACACAAUCCUGUGCCCUCAAUGUGCAAAAUCAUCAUCAACAUCAGAGAUGUGAACGACAACCCGCCUGAAAUCAUCAUCACGUCCAUCACGUCAGUAACAGAUGGUGUUGCGCAUGUUAGCGAAGCUACAGGUCAAGACAUCCUGGUGGCUUUAAUCGGCAUCAAAGACAAGGACACUGGAGCGAACGGGCAAGUGAGCUGCACUCUGAACGGCGGACAUGGAAACUUCAGGCUUAAAAGAGCGUAUGAAGGGAGCUACACGAUAGUCACGAUGGCUCCUCUGGAUAGAGAGAAGAUCGCGGAGUAUAAUUUGACUAUAGUGGCUGAGGAUUUCGGUGUACCGCCGUUACGCACGGUAACUCAUUACAUUAUACGGCUUACAGACGUCAACGACAAUGCUCCGACAUUCAGCGCUAAGAUAUAUGAAGGUUUCAUUGAGGAGAAUCAACUUCCAGGUACCUACAUCACUACGAUUUUAGCCAGCGAUCAGGAUUCUGGGCUUAACGGGGAAAUAACCUAUGAGCUUUUUGACUCGGACACCAACAGCGUCUCCAGGUUUGCUAUUAUGAAUCAAGCGGGAAACGUUUACGCCUUGCAAAGUUUUAAUUACGAAGUCACGAAGCGGCUAGAUCUUCGCGUCCAGGCCAGCGACCGAGGAUGGCCGCAACUUCACAACAACGCUGUACUGAUUAUCAAUGUGGUCGAUCAGAACGACAACGUGCCUUCGAUAUCGCAACCGCCACUCGUCAACGGAUCUGCCGAAAUCCAGCUUCCUAAAGACGCGCCACCCGGUUAUAUCGUGACCCGAAUCGUGGCGAAAGAUUCAGACGCCGGUUUGAAUGCGGAGCUCACUUACAAACUCUACGAUGGAGGCGAUUUCGGUUUCGCCAUCGAUCCGAAUACGGGGGAAAUAUACAUCAACCGCAAAAUCGCUUACGACGAGUACGAUUUAUGGAAAGUCUUAGCGACGGUUAACGAUAACGGCCACCCGUCGCUAACCUCAACAGCUACGAUUCAUUUCACCCUAACUGAGUCUGCGCCCUCAAACGGCAAUUUUUAUGACGAAAGAGAGGACGGCGAACCAAAACAAUGGACGCUUAUUUUAAUCUUGGCUUUGACGAGUUCCUCGCUGCUGUUUUUGGCUAUUUUAUCGUUCAUACUAUGCAAAAGUCGCAAAAACGGUCAGAAGAGACAAGCUAACCUCCCAGACGCAGUGGAUAUUCCUUACGCUAAAGAGCACAACGCCGUGUCGAUGAUCUCCUGCCAGACUGCCAAUGUGUUCGACACGCAUGCAUUUCACUCCACGACUGCCAUUGGCACACCUGAGAAACUACACAACAGCGUGCAGGCGACAGGCGAAGUUUUUAACGAAACCCCACAGACUUUCAAGAGCAAAUACAGGAGUGUGGCGGGGGAAAUAGAUGGAUACUCCACUUUGCCUGGUUAUGGUAAAGACAACGCUCGACCCAUCACGGUCUGGAAAGGAAAUUCUAUGAUGACCAUCGCAGUCAGAGACCCACAGAUCAGCGGCAAAGACAGCGGAAAAGGAGACAGUGAUGCUAAUGACAGUGAUUCUGACAUCAGUGAAGGCCUCAAGAAAGACUACACGUCAUAUAAAGGUCUGUGGGCUUGCACCAGUGAGUGCAGGAUCCUGGGUCACUCGGACAGAUGCUGGAGCCCGUCUGUGAGCGUUAAUAGCAGACAUCUGUCGACCUUCUCAAGGACGAGGCCGUCCUCACAGGCCACGCUUCAGAGGAGCAGUUACGACACGCAGACCAACAGAAGCGUGGCCUUGCACAGCCUUACAGAAGACCAGCAGAGUCAGUACGAUUACAUUCACGUCUGCUCUCCACAGUCACAGCGGAGACAAGACUCGGAGAACAUAGUCUUCACACACUCCACCAAACCCAUCGCCACAGAGAGUCCCGGCAGAUUUACAGAAGCCUGAUACCUCAGUCUGAUACUGGCAUAUACUGUAAUAAUCUUGCUGUACAUAUUAUCUUUAACUGCAUU
Messenger RNA from Sinocyclocheilus grahami, 3122 nucleotides. Its product is annotated as protocadherin-8-like. Bases 1 to 3057 code for a protein of 1018 amino acids. The record is from RefSeq and is a predicted model, not a curated record. Lineage: Eukaryota; Metazoa; Chordata; Actinopteri; Cypriniformes; Cyprinidae. Gene Ontology annotation, biological process: homophilic cell-cell adhesion. Gene Ontology annotation, cellular component: plasma membrane. The transcript has 6 exons. Gene Ontology annotation, molecular function: calcium ion binding.